AUGAAAAGCGUAGAUCAAGAUGACCAUUGCCGACGCAAGGAAGUUAUUGGUGAAGUUCGACGUGCAUCGGGGACUUGGGGUUUCUUUCGAUUGGUGAACCAUGGAAUUCCUUUAACUGUAACAGAUGAGAUUAUUAAAGGUAUCAAAAGAUUUCAUGAACAAGAUACAGAGAUUAAGAAACAAUUUUACUCAAGUGAUCCCGAUCUCUACGUGUCAAAAUAUGCCAACUGGAGAGACAGUUUAAGAUUCCAUCUUAAUUUCAGAGAUAUAAUAGUUCAGUAUUGGAAGCAUAUUACGAAGUUGGCAGAUACAGUUAUUGGGUUGUUAUUGGAGGCUCUAGGAUUAGAAAAAGACCACCUUAAAAGAAUUUUUACUGAUUUCUUGGUACUUAGUGGUCAUUAUUAUCCAGCAUGCCCUGAACCUGAACUAACCUUAGGGACAAGUAAGCAUUCAGACCCGAGUUUCUUUACCCUUCUUCUACAGGAUCAUAUUGGCGGACUACAAUUUCUUCAUCGGAAUCAGUGGGUUACUGUAAAACCAAUCUCUGGAACUCUAAUAGUAAACAUUGGAGAUCUUCUUCAGCUUAUCAACAAUGACAAGUUCAAAAGCGCUGAACACAGGGUACUAGCCAAUCGCAAUGGACCAAGAGUAUCAGUGGCAUGUUUUCUGAAUACAAAAUCCAGUGACAACACAAAGAUUUAUGGUCCUUUGAAAGAGAUACUAUCAGAGGAGAAUCCCCCUAUUUACAAAUAUAUUACGAUGAAAGAAUACAUCGAGCAUUACAUUAAGAAAGGACUUGGAGGUGUGUCUGCCCUUGAUCACUUUAAGUUGUCUAGUAAUUAGUUACUACAGCCUAUGGGUGUCUAUGGUUUUCUUCA
This is a messenger RNA of Papaver somniferum (opium poppy), 878 nucleotides long. RefSeq names its product 1-aminocyclopropane-1-carboxylate oxidase homolog 1-like. The transcript is spliced from 3 exons. NCBI's taxonomy places the organism in Eukaryota, Viridiplantae, Streptophyta, Magnoliopsida, Ranunculales, Papaveraceae. The coding region runs from base 1 to 843 and encodes 280 amino acids. The record is from RefSeq and is a predicted model, not a curated record.